Molecule: messenger RNA, 1095 nt
Organism: Suillus subaureus
Lineage: Eukaryota; Fungi; Basidiomycota; Agaricomycetes; Boletales; Suillaceae
Exons: 6
Coding region: 1-1095 (364 amino acids)
Source: RefSeq, a predicted model, not a curated record
AUGCUCCUGGGCAUUCCUCAGAUGGUUGCAAUGCAGGGCCAGGAGUUCCAGAAGUUUGGCACCAAGAUCUCUGGUCUAAUGGAUUCAGCAGCUGCUCAUUAUGGUUUUGAGGCUGCUUUUGUAGCAUGCGGAAAAGUUGUCAAUCAAGAUGGCUCCUUGGGCUUAGCCAACAUGACACCUGGAGCUGAGGGUGAGGCUGAUGAAGACACCAUCAUCAGUCAUUUGAAAGCCCAGGUAUAUAACCUGACAUCACUCAAUAUUGUUGAAGAGGCCUUUGAAGAAGCCAAACCUGCGAUUGACAGCAAUGUACACAAGGCUGCAACUCCCCCUUCAGAAUCCCUCAAUAUUCCCAAGAAUGGAAUUAAGUGGAUCAAGGAUGAGUUGUAUCAUCAAAUUGAUGUACUUGGUGGAAAACCAACAUCCACCAGGUUGUUUCCAUGGAAGACACUACCAUCGGAGCUCACGUGUAUGUUGAUGGUCAUCAAAAGAUAUCUGGAGGAUGUGCUUCUCCCAGGUGGACUGCAUACCACCGUUAAUAAAGGUAUCUCAAACCUGACUUUGAAGGAGACUGGCAUCCUUGUUGCAGCAUUGAAGGCAGGGACCAUGAGCAUCAAAAAAGUUUCCGAAGCUAAGCAAGCUAAAGUCCUCACUUCUGAGUGCCCAGUACUGGAGGGUGCACCUCCUGCAGCAGAUUCUGUUCACACUGCUGGAUGCUGUCUUUUUGUGAACAGCAAAUCAGAUCACCUGGGAGCUCCAUGCCAGAAGCAGAGUACAGCUGCCACUCAAAUCAAAGGCAAAACAUCGAAGAAAGCAUCAAUACUACCUCCUUCCAACAAUGAGUCUGACAAUGAACCAAAUGUGGCUGUGCUUGUCCACCCCAAACCUCCACCCUCCUGGGAGUUCAAAGUUGUUGCAUGCCUGACAGGCCAGAAGAAGGUUGAGAAGAAGAAGGAGGUCAUCUUGGUAUCUAGUGAUUCUCCAUCUGGCUCAGAGGACCUCAAUGAAGACAUGGAGGAAGCAGCAACCCAUGACACUGACUACGAAGACGAUGUUUUGUCCAAGAAGCAGAAAGCAAAAUCAGAGGGCACCUUGUGA